Lycium ferocissimum is the source of this 977-nucleotide messenger RNA. Its product is annotated as small ribosomal subunit protein eS8-like. NCBI's taxonomy places the organism in Eukaryota, Viridiplantae, Streptophyta, Magnoliopsida, Solanales, Solanaceae. Gene Ontology annotation, molecular function: structural constituent of ribosome. The record is from RefSeq and is a predicted model, not a curated record. Gene Ontology annotation, cellular component: ribosome; cytosolic small ribosomal subunit. Gene Ontology annotation, biological process: maturation of SSU-rRNA from tricistronic rRNA transcript (SSU-rRNA, 5.8S rRNA, LSU-rRNA); translation. The transcript is spliced from 5 exons. Bases 95 to 760 code for a protein of 221 amino acids.
UUAAAACUGGUAUAAAAGCCCAGUGAAUCUCACUUAGCCUCACCAUCGCAGUGCACAAUUAUCGGAACCCUAGAAUCGUUCAUCGCCGGCAACAAUGGGUAUCUCUCGGGAUUCGAUGCACAAGAGACGUGCCACUGGAGGCAAGAAGAAGGCAUGGAGGAAGAAGAGAAAGUAUGAGAUGGGAAGACAGUCUGCAAAUACAAAGCUGGUGCCUAAUGCUAAGACUGUUAGGAGAAUAAGGGUCCGAGGAGGCAAUGUGAAGUGGCGUGCUUUGAGGUUGGACACUGGAAACUACUCUUGGGGCAGUGAAGCUGUUACUAGGAAGACCCGUUUAUUGGAUGUGGUGUACAACGCCUCAAACAAUGAGUUGGUUAGGACACAAACUCUAGUGAAGAGUGCAAUUGUUCAAGUUGAUGCAGCUCCAUUUAAGCAGUGGUAUCUCCAGCAUUAUGGUGUUGAAAUUGGUCGCAAGAAGAAGAGUGCCGCCAAGAAGGAAGGAGAGGAGGCUCCUGAGGCUGUUACUGAGGAGAAGAAAAGUAACCAUGUCCAAAGAAAGCUGGAAAAGCGUCAACAGGAUCGUAAGAUCGACCCACAUGUUGAAGAGCAAUUUGCUAGUGGUCGUCUAUUGGCUGCAAUCUCCUCACGACCUGGGCAAUGUGGUCGUGCUGAUGGUUACAUCUUGGAGGGUAAGGAACUGGAGUUUUACAUGAAGAAGCUACAGAAAAAGAAAGGGAAGGGUGCAAGUGGUGCUACUGCUUGAGAGUUAUAAGUCAUCUCUGUUGCAUUAUCAAAAGUUUUAUAUCAGAUUGCCUAUGUUAUUACUCUUCUAUAGGAUGGAAAUUAAGAACCUCUCUAGCUAUUAGAGUUUAGAUGGACCAAUCAUUUUGUAAUGUGAUGUCAGAAUUGAGGACAGAUCCAUCUUACAUCUCUACUGUUUUAUUCUGUUAUUCAACUUUCAGGUUUUACAUUGUUGAAAA